Messenger RNA from Pistacia vera, 1644 nucleotides. Its product is annotated as receptor-like cytoplasmic kinase 176. The coding region runs from base 143 to 1345 and encodes 400 amino acids. Gene Ontology annotation, biological process: protein phosphorylation. NCBI's taxonomy places the organism in Eukaryota, Viridiplantae, Streptophyta, Magnoliopsida, Sapindales, Anacardiaceae. The record is from RefSeq and is a predicted model, not a curated record. The transcript is spliced from 6 exons. Gene Ontology annotation, molecular function: ATP binding; protein kinase activity.
UGCUUUCACACUUCAACUCUUCUCUGUUUCACGGGCCAACCUUGUUUGUACUUUGUAUCAUAGUUCCUUUUGUAGCUUUGUUUAUUUGCUUCUUCAUUUUUGGCUCUGGUGAAAGGGUGAAGAAAGUUUGAGCCUUUUGUUCAUGGGGUGUUGCUGGAGUUUUGGAGUCAAAACUGAGAGUACUCUUCACGCUGGAACAACUUCGAAAUACCGUAACAGAGAUGGGAAUGGUUUAAGUGGGUCAAGCAGCAAGGUCUCAUCGGUUUCAGUGCCUCGGACUGAGGGUGAGAUCUUGCAGUCCUCUAAUUUGAAGAGUUUCAGUUUCAAUGAACUGAGAACGGCCACUAGGAACUUCCGUCCAGAUAGUGUUUUGGGUGAAGGUGGAUUUGGUAGUGUCUUUAAGGGGUGGAUUGAUGAGCAUACUUUCGCGGCCACCAAGCCCGGGACGGGCAUUGUUAUUGCUGUGAAGAGGCUUAAUCAAGAGGGUUUCCAGGGUCACCAGGAAUGGCUGACUGAAAUCAAACACUUGGGGCAGCUGUCUCAUCCUAAUCUUGUGAGACUGAUUGGCUACUGCUUAGAGGAUGACCACCGGCUUCUGGUGUAUGAGUUUAUGCCCAAGGGGAGCUUAGAGAAUCAUCUGUUCAGAAGAGGCUCUUACUUUCAACCACUGUCAUGGAACCUCCGGAUGAAGGUUGCUCUGGGUGCUGCUAAGGGUCUAGCGUUCCUGCAUAGCGAUGAGGCAAAAGUGAUAUAUCGAGACUUCAAAACUUCUAAUAUCUUACUUGAUUCAAACUACAAUGCUAAGCUCUCUGAUUUUGGGUUGGCCAAGGAUGGGCCAACAGGUAAUGCUAGCCAUGUCUCCACAAGGGUUAUGGGUACCUACGGGUAUGCAGCUCCAGAAUAUAUGGCCACAGGUCAUUUGACUGCCAAAAGUGACGUAUAUAGUUUUGGGGUUGUUCUCCUUGAAAUGUUAUCUGGCAAACGAGCAAUUGACAAGAACAGGCCAUCUAGAGAACAAAAUUUAGUCGAAUGGGCUAAGCCCUACCUCCAAAACAAGCGCAGAUUUUUCCAAGUUAUGGAUGCUCGUAUUGAAGGCCAGUAUCCACGCAGUGGAGCAUUAAAAGCAGUUACGCUCACAGUCAAAUGCCUGUCAUCAGAAGCCAAGUUCAGGCCAACUAUGGAUGAGGUAGUAAAAGCAUUGGAGCAACUUCAAGACUCCAAUGAAACAGGGGCCUCUGGAAAUGACCCCCUUAAAAAUUUUGAUCGCAAUUCAAAAAAUGAUCCCAGAAAUAACAGAAAGAGGCUUAGUGAUGAAAAUCUCAAUGGAAAAGCUCCCUCGCGGUAGGCCACAAACAACUUCUCCCUUCGGUACAUAAAAAAGAAGAGAAACUUGAUUCAUGCUUUAUUGUUUUCAGCGGAUUCAAAGGAAAAUGGUGGUGCUAUUUAGAUGAAUGUAAUACCUUGAAAAUGUGCAUGUACAAACAAAUAGUCGGUCCGUGUACAGCCUUCUCUAAUAUCUUGAUUGUCAUUGCUUUUCCUUUUCCUUUUUUAUUGGAAUUUCAAAGUGUUUUUGACAUGCUUCUGGCACUUGAUUAACAGCCUGCCUGCAUAUUAUCAAUAGCAGAAAUUUGUGUUAGCAGAAAA